AUGACUUCACCAUUAAAAAUCACCUUAAAACUGUCAGGUCCAAGACCACCCACAGGAAUAUCACAAUCUCCAACACAUGUAUCACCCAAAACCACAAAAGUGCCAGAUAGUAUCACAGUAGAAAGUCCUCGUAAAAGGGCAAAGCCUAAUGGUCGUAGCAGAAAGCCUAAAGUCGAAGGAGCACCUGUUCUUGACAGUCAAAUAGCUGUAGACGAUGAUGGUAAUGUUGCUGAAGAAGUUUCAAACCAGCAACAUAGACGAGGAGGUGGGAAUGGAAGUGGUGGGAAUGGAGCAGGAAAUGGUGGCGGAAACCAGACUAGUAAUAUGGGGGCAGGCAGUGCGUCAAUAUCUCGAAAGGAGCUUUUAAAAUACAAGGAUAUUAAAGUUCGAAAGUGGGUCAGUAAGCCACUUGUAUUCUAUACUUUGGAUGGAUCUGAAAUCCAAUUACCAAGCUGGCAAUCAGAUGAAAAAAUGACCAUCAAUAAGCGUACAACUGAACCGAUGACUGUAGCAGAGAUAGAUCAGCUCUUUUCUUCUACCUCCGGCGAAAAAGAUUUCCGUCCUUUUCUUUGUACUCAACCUGGCUGUUCGAAAUCAUUUACAACAUUUGAUCAGCUUCAAACUCACGAGACUAACAUGCAUGGCACAAAGAAAUUGGUGUGUGGUAUCGAUAGCUGCCACAAGAGUUUUGUUACUACUGGACAAUUAACUAAGCAUCGUAAAAUGGUUCACUUUAGAGCUGCUAGAAAAGCUAAAUUGGCAGCGGCUGCUGCAGCUGCAGCUGCUACAGAAAACGGUGAUGAUUCAAAGAAGGAUCUUGAUGAUGAAACAGGCGGUCUUGGUGGUGACAAUGACAGUGUCGACAUUGCGAAUUUAUAA
Molecule: messenger RNA, 879 nt
Organism: Mucor mucedo
Lineage: Eukaryota; Fungi; Mucoromycota; Mucoromycetes; Mucorales; Mucoraceae
Exons: 4
Coding region: 1-879 (292 amino acids)
Source: RefSeq, a predicted model, not a curated record